Molecule: messenger RNA, 998 nt
Organism: Paramecium tetraurelia
Lineage: Eukaryota; Ciliophora; Oligohymenophorea; Peniculida; Parameciidae
Exons: 4
Source: RefSeq, a predicted model, not a curated record
AUGCUUACCGAACCAAAUAUUGAUAGAAGUUUCGUCGAAGAUUAAAUUAAAUUGCUCUAGAGAGAUAUUAAUUGUAUCAUUGAUUAAGAUAGAAAUCUUAGGAAGUAAGGAUUGGCAAAACUAUAGGAUUUCUUUAAAGUCAAAUCAAAUCCUUCAGAGCGCAUAUAUAUUUUCGAUGCUUAUGCACUUAAGAAUCUCUUAAGAGUGUUUGAAGAUCAGGUAGAGAGAAACAGAGAAACUGCUAUAAAUAUUGUGUUAAAUUAUCUUGAUCUUCACAAUUAACAUUUUAAUACAGAGACUCUCAGGCUAAUCGUUGAUACAAUCAUUAAUCGACUCAAUCAAUUGCCAUUUGCAGAAACCAGCGAAGAAAUACGAUUAGCAUUAAUUAAAUUGUUACAUCAAAUUCAAGUCAAACAUGUUGAAGCCUAUUCCAAUAAUUUAUAGAGACUAGCACAUAUGAUCGGAAAAGCUCUUCAAGACAAUUUCCCAGAAGUCAAAAAGGAUGCAGCCAUAUUCGCAGCUGAAAUAUCAAAAAAGUUACCCAUUGGAGAGUAUAUGGGAGAAGCAGUCAAAUCUCUAAGUACAAAUAUGCAGCACGCACAUACGAAGAUUAGAAAGGCUACUGUUGAUAGUAUAGCUCCUAUUCUUCUGAGCAGGACCAAUGGAACAUUCCUUGAGAUUGUUUUGAAUAAUUUAAGGAAUCUCUCUUUAGAUAAAUCCUCUGAUGUAAGAAAAGGUACUCUAAUUGCAGUUGCUGAAUUGUUGAUGCACUUUUCUAUUUAAAAUUUGAACGCUUUUGAGAACAACUUGAUCCUCAUUUUAAUGAACAGUUUGAGUGAUGAUAGCAAAGAAAUAUAAAAUUUGUCGAUGCAACUUUUAGAUUAGAUUGGGAUGAAGAGGCAAAAAUUGGAUGAAGAAGCCAAUUUGUGAUAUAUUUUAAAGUGUGAAUACUAAUGUGCAUAUGUCGAUUAAAAAUUAAAAACUAACUAAUAAUAAAA